GUGAAAUUUGCACUAGCUUGACCAUAGUAAAAAAAAAAAAAAUUGGCAUUACAGUUAGAAAUUGAUUCUUUUCUGACACUAACAGAAAACAGGAUCAGCUGAAAAUGGAAUAAGAGUUUUCAAUUAUCAGUUGCUGCUUAUAAACCUUAUACUAUAUCAAGUUCCAAGUUCACCGUACUUGAAUUUUGAAUAUUUGGAGCUAGGAAAACAAUAAAGUGAGCUAAGUUAUACCAAUUACAUGGCUACUCAAAUUGGUGGUUCACUUGUUUGUGGAGUUGCUAUUGAAGGGGUUGUGAAAAGAACAAAACUCAACAAUGAGGUUGGGAAGUGUAAUUUCCAUUUUAGAAUAGCAACAGAAAGAAGGGCUUGGAAUUCCAUCGGGAUUCUUCACAAGAAAGUGGUUUCUUUUGACAAUUUUGUGAGGCACUGUGGUUUGGUUGCUAAUGAACCCAUUUCUGAUGUUGGGUUGAGUCAUUUUGAUGUGCAUAAUGAUGAUGAUGAUGAUAGUGCAUUAUCAGAAAAUGGCAUCUUGAUCAACAAGAAGAAUUUUGUGUUUGAUGGGGUAAAUUUAGAAAACAAACCUAAAGUUCCAAGUGUACAAACUGAGCUUAUAAUGCUUUCUAUACCUGCAAUUGCUGGACAAGCAAUUGAGCCCUUAGCGCAAUUGAUGGAGACUGCUUACAUUGGCAGAUUGGGAGUAUUGGAGUUGGCAUCUGCUGGUGUUUCCAUGUCAAUUUUUAACAUAGUAUCAAAGGUUUUCAACAUUCCUCUCCUUAGUGUGGCAACUUCUUUUGUAGCAGAAGAAAUUGCAGCCAAUCCAAUCAAUAAUGAAGGUCCCCAUGAUCAAGCUAAAAGAAUGUUUCUACCAUCUGUUUCUACUGCCUUAGUCUUAGCAGCAGGAAUUGGUAUGAUUGAGGCUUUGGCUAUGUUCUUUGGAUCUAGAUUGUUCCUCAUCAUGGUUGGAAUAUCAUCAGACUCACCAAUGCGGAUUCUAUCAGAGCGAUUUUUGUCACUUAGAGCCAUCGGUGCUCCGGCCGUGGUCAUUUCUCUGGCUGUGCAAGGAAUAUUUAGGGGAUUUAAAGACACUAGGACCCCUGUACAAUGUUUAGGUUUUGGCAAUUUGGCUGCAGUGUUUUUGUUUCCUGUACUUAUUUAUAAUUUUAACAUGGGUGUGGCUGGAGCUGCCUUGUCCACUGUCAUAUCUCAGUACAUUGUGGCCACUUUGAUGAUAUGGAGUCUCAGUAAAAGGACUAAACUGUCAAUCCCAAAUAUUAGAAGCCUACCUUUUGGUGGAUACUUGAGAUCUGGUGGUUUUCUUCUUGGAAGAACUUUAGCUUCUGUAAUGACAAUAACUUUGAGCACAACAAUGGCUGCACGUCUCGGACCCUUAGCCACGGCAGCACAUCAGAUAUGUUUGCAAGUAUGGUUAUCUGUAUCACUUCUUGUAGAUGCACAGGGAGCAGCUGGUCAGGCUCUUGUUGCAAGUUUCUUGGCCAAGGGUGACUACAAUACUGUAAAAGAAGUAACUUACUUCGCUUUAAAGAUUGGAGUACUCACUGGAGUCAUGUUAGCUAUAAUUUUGGGUACCUCUUUUGGUUCUCUAGCAACCCUUUUCACUCAAGACAUUGAAGUCUUAGGUAUUGUUAAAUCUGGUCUACUGUUUGUCAGUGCUAGCCAACCUUUAACUGCUUUGGCUUAUAUCUUUGAUGGACUGCAUUAUGGAGUUUCAGACUUCUCCUUUGCUGCUUAUUCUAUGAUGUUAGUAGGUGCAAUCUCUUCUACAUUCUUGCUUUUAGCUCCUUCAGUCAUUGGUAUACAAGGAAUCUGGUAUGGUUUAGCUCUUUUCAUGGGCCUCCGGACAAUUGCCGGAAUUAUGAGAUUAUUAUCAAAAGAUGGACCAUGGUGGUUCUUGCAACUAGACAACCACGAAUUGAAGUCGGUGUAGUAGCAGGAGUCAGAAGAACAAUUGGACAUGUGAAAUUUUUAAAUUACGGUAAAUGAUAAAUUGAUAAUCUCUAGCAAAGCUCACAUGUUUUUCAGGAGAAGAGAAUAAAAAAAGUAAAUGGCUAGAGAUGUUGGAUUUUUUGUUGGACUUUGUAAUUAUGGAACUUUCUUUUUAUCGGCCACAAGAUCAUGCCUUUGUUAGAGAGUUUGGAAUUGUAAUUGCUAUUGUUAUUUAAUUGUAUUAUAAUUUUGGGAA
Molecule: messenger RNA, 2200 nt
Organism: Arachis stenosperma
Lineage: Eukaryota; Viridiplantae; Streptophyta; Magnoliopsida; Fabales; Fabaceae
Product: protein DETOXIFICATION 45, chloroplastic-like
Exons: 14
Coding region: 239-1945 (568 amino acids)
Biological process (GO): transmembrane transport
Cellular component (GO): membrane
Molecular function (GO): antiporter activity; xenobiotic transmembrane transporter activity
Source: RefSeq, a predicted model, not a curated record